UUGGUUGGCGGCUGGUCCCAGCUUGUUUCGUGCUGGUUUUACCUUCAGACCUGACGGGGAGGGUGUGUGAGUGUGUGUGUGUUGUUUGUGUUUAAUCUGAUCUGUUUUGUGGGCUGGGCUGGGUGUAAGGAGGAAGUGUUUGCAAGAGAGCGCCAGUCACACACAAACACACACACAGUUGCUGCAGAGGAAACUAAAGGCACUCAUCGCGGUCUCUCUCCAAAACUGCUGGCGUCAGUCGCCCUGAGCCCGGGGGAGGUUGCUGUUCCCUGUCGUUUAACCUGACCAGCGUGGGCACGGUUCAAGGCCAGCGAGGGGCUGCCCAGCGGCGAGUGGUGCAAGUGGACUCGCUUGGAGGGAGUGGAGAAACGUGCAAUAAAUCUCUCUGAUCUGUGCAGUCGGCGCUGUGUGUCCAAACCAACCGUCUGGGUUCCUGAAUUGCAACACCAGUGACUACCCUUGGCAAGGCCCCUCACACCCGGUUGAGGGCGGGAUCAGUGAGGGCGUGAUGUCGGCCAAGCCCCCAGCCUACCUGAAGCGGGCCCACCGCAAGGGGAAGGUUUUGCGCACGGAUAUGAUCAGCUCGCCGCUGGGAGAUUUCCGCCACACCAUCCACAUUGGCAGCGGCGGAGCAGACGACAUCUUCGGCGACCUCUCGUUCCUCCGCGGCAAGCUGCACCUCCUUCCCGGACCGCACCGCGCCAACGCUGCCGCGCUGGCCCGCUCCUCCAGCCUGCAUGGGGCGAUACAGACCGGGGACCCAUUGCCGUCCUCAAUGGCUCGGAGGACCUCUAGCCUGAUGGGGGCUCGCCGGCUGGAGGACCCCUCGCUGGCGCAGAGACCGGCCUCUGGCCUACAGGGGGCGUGCCGGCUGGAGGAUUCCCCGGCGGAGCUGAAGGGCGCCAUUUCCCUACCCGCCAUGGGCCCCAAGAAAACCGCCUCGGAUGCACCUGGAACCCGGGAUGGGAUCCAACCCAGUCCCUGGUCAUGGCCCCUGUUCCAACAUUGGCUCCAGUCCCAACAUUGGCCCCUGUUCCAACAUUGGCUCCAGUCCCAACAUUGGCCCCUGUUCCAACAUUGGCUCCAAUCCCAACAUGGCUCCAGUCCCAACAUUGGCUCCAGUUCCAACAUUGGCUCCAGUUCCAACAUUGGCCCCAGUCCCAACAUUGGCCCCAACAUUGGGUCCAGUCCCAACAUUGGCCCCAGUUCCAACAUUGGCCCCUGUUCCAACAUUGGCCCCAGUUCCAACAUUGGCUCCAGUCCCAACAUUGGCCCCAGUUCCAACAUUGGCCCCAGUCCCAACAUUGGCCCCUGUUCCAACAUUGGCCCCAGUUCCAACACUGGUCCCAGCUCCGACACCAGACCCAACCCCCGCGUCCCAGUUUCUGGCCCCUGCCCCGCCCCCGUUCUUGCCUCCAGCCCAGUCCCCUGCCCCGGCCCAGCUGAGGCCUUUCUGCCCCACGCCGUCUCCAUGCUGUCCCUCCAGCUGGACCUGGGCCCCUCCAUCCUGGACGAUAUCCUGCUGGUGAUGGAUGGGACGGGUCCUGCUCCCAGUAGGAGGAGGCCCGGGGGGUGGGGGGAGCGAGACGGACCCCUGAGCGACCCCUGAACCUCCCCCCCCCCGAGACUAGCCUGUGACCCCUGACAAGGGGGAGAGACAUUUGACCCCAGCAGUGAGAUCGACCCCCGAACUCAAUCAGGGUCACCUGCCCCCCAGCAAGGGGGAGAAUAACCCAUGACACCCAGGAAACAUAGAAAUUAGGUGCAGGAGUAGAGGCCAUUCGGCCCUUCGAGCCAGCACCGGCAUUCAAUUUGAUCAUGGCUGAUCAUCCAACUCAGUAUCCCAUCCCUGCCUUCUCUCCAUACCCCCUGAUCCCUUUAGCCACAAGGGCCACAUCUAACUCCCUCUUAAAUAUAGCCAAUGAACUGGCCUCAACUACCCUCUGUGGCAGAGAGUUCCACAGAUUCACCACUCUCUGUGUGUGAAAAAAAAUCUCGGUCCGAAAAGAUUCCCCCUUAUCCUUAAACUGUGUGUGUGGCCCCUUGUUCUGGACUUCCCCAACAUCGGGAACAAUCUUCCUGCAUCUAGCCUGUCCAACCCCUUAAGAAUUUUGUAAGUUUCUAUAAGAUCCCCCCUCAAUCUCCUAUAUUCUAGAGAGUAUAAACCACGUCUAUCCAGUCUUUCUUCAUAAGACAGUCCUGACAUCCCAGGAAUCAGUCUGGUGAACCUUCUCUGUACUCCCUCUAUGGCAAGAAUGUCCUUCCUCAGAUUAGGAGACCAAAACUGUACGCAAUACUCCAGGUGUGGUCUCACCAAGACCCUGUACAACUGCAGUAGAACCUCCCUGCUCCUAGACUGGACUUCCCUAACAUCGGGAACAAUCUUCCUGCAUCUAGCCUGUCCAACCCCUUAAGAAUUUUGUAAGUUUCUAUAAGAUCCCCCCUCGAUUUUCUAAAUUCUAGCGAGUACAAGCUGUGUGCUUAAACUGUGUGACCCCUUGCUCUCAUCCUGAUCCCAUCUCUGAUCCUCGACCCCCAAUCCUAUCCCCUUGGCCCUGAUUCCGACACGGACCGCUCUCCUGUCUCCCUUGCCUCUCGGAAAUCACCCCCCUCUCCCCCCGUAUCAUUCAGACAAACCGGGCUGCUGUCAAGCUGGCGAUGAGACUCUGGGACUUGCCCCGUUCAGGGACCAUCAGAGACUCCAUGACUGGAGGGACCAUCUCCCCAACGAACACUGAGACUGUCUGACGAGAAAUGGUGACACCCUCCAGAUUCAUCGCCUGCUCUCCAAAAUGGACUCCAACGGCGACUUUUUAACGUCGGAAGGAGCUGGGCAAAGCUGUCCGCGGUAACCAACAAGUUACAGUAAA
Messenger RNA from Leucoraja erinaceus (little skate), 2870 nucleotides. Its product is annotated as melanoma-associated antigen E1-like. The record is from RefSeq and is a predicted model, not a curated record. NCBI's taxonomy places the organism in Eukaryota, Metazoa, Chordata, Chondrichthyes, Rajiformes, Rajidae.